Messenger RNA from Mytilus trossulus (common blue mussel), 3434 nucleotides. Its product is annotated as plexin domain-containing protein 1-like. The record is from RefSeq and is a predicted model, not a curated record. The coding region runs from base 251 to 1900 and encodes 549 amino acids. The transcript has 14 exons. Lineage: Eukaryota; Metazoa; Mollusca; Bivalvia; Mytilida; Mytilidae.
GAAUAUCUAGUGAUGCAUAAAUACAUACCAUACAUAAAACCUUAUUGAAUAUCUCAAUGUCGGGUGUAUUGAACCUAUACAGUAAAAAUAUCGAUGAACUAUAAUAUACACAUUAUUGAGAACAAGGUAAAAAUAUAAAUUAUCCAGGACAUAUUAAUUUCAUAAUCCGUUACAUGUAUUGAUACAUUGUGAUCAUACUUUCUUAAUCUACGUAGUUGAUAAAAUUCACAAGCUAUUAACAAAGAAGAAAAUGAAGACCAUCAAACUGAAUAUAUCAGCUGCAUAUCAGAUGUUGUUUAUUUUGUUUACAGUGGUAUCCUGUUGCAAUUCUGUAAGGCACAAGAAGGAAAAAUACAUUACACACGUGAAGUACAGAGAACACAAGCUUGUGAAAAGGGCCGUUUCCGGUCCAAAUACGACAGACAGUACAGACAUUUCAAAUACAACGCAAAGCACAGACAGUUCGAAUUCAACACUCAGUGUCGUCAACAUUACCUCGUCAACUGGAAGUGAUGUGGCCACAACAACAAAUAGUUAUGAGACAACAAAUAAUAAUGAGAUUACAAAUAGUAACGAGACAACAACAAAAUUUGAAACAGCAAAAAGUUUUGAAACAACAAAAAGUUAUUCGACAACAAAAAGUGAUAGCGCAAAUUCAACAGCAACAUCAACAGUUACACCAGAGACUACAACACAGAAUAUACCAAUUGGUCAAACAGACGGUCCAUCAAAUACGACAACGACAACAGACCACCAUACUUAUUAUAAGUCGAGAAUGUUUUCCGACCCGAAAGGGGCCUAUUGGAAUGAGUUGCAUGGACAUACGAGACAUUCUUUAUCAAAUGACAAACAUCUUGUGUACUCGUUUGUUACAAUAUCUUUUGAAUUUCCAUUCUACGGUCACAUGAUACAGAAAUUUGCAAUUACGCCAUUAGGAUUUUUGUACAUGAGUUCAUUCACACAUCGACAACUGGAUUAUGCAUACACCCAUUACAUCGCUCCCCUGAUGGCAAACUUUGAUACCAUUGGAAAUCAUUCUGAAAUAUUGUACAAAGAUAACGGUAACAGUUUUGUAAUUGAAUGGAGAGACAUCGAAUUAAAUGACCAAACAGAGAAAGGGAACUACACGUUUCAAGUAACACUUUUUCAAAAUGGUACAAUAAUGUUCGUUUACAAAUCAAUUCCCGAUACUAAUAUCUCGGCAGAAAACUGGCCUGUUAAGAUCGGACUGUCUGACGCUUUUUAUUAUGAUGUUGACAGUUUUUUCGGAUUCAUUAGAUAUAUAGUUAAAUACCAUUCUGUUGAAUUCAAUUUGACGAGCUUGGAAGAUAAUAAAGUGAUAAUUUUGGAUCCUGUACCAACAUGUAACCUAGCAACUACAUGCGAGGAGUGUACAACUCUGAAAAUAGAUUUUGAGUGUGCAUGGUGUCCGAGUGUGUCCAGAUGUUCAGAUAGUCUUGAUAGGCACAGACAAGAAUGGUUGAACAAAAAAUGUGAAUCAAGCGCCAUAACAGAUAACAGUUCUUGUUUUGCGUCGACCGGAUCACCACCAUCAGGUUCUGUUUCAGACGAUGAUUCACCGGGAUUUGUUUUUACCUCAGAUGACAAGGACAGUAUCAAGAGUUCUAAAUCUGGUGAAAGAGACGGAGCCAAGAAGACUGCAUUAAUAGUUGUACCCAUGGUAGCAGCUGUUGUUCUUAUAGUUGUGUUUAUUAUUGGAUGGGUAUUUUACGCACGAGCAAAUCCAACUUCCAAAUCAGGACAAUUUCUCAUAAAGAAUCGACCAAGUCAACUUAAAGAAAAGUUUCAUAGUGUUAGUUUCUUAAGUUCGGAAACAGGACAACGUGUUCGAAUACACGAUGAAAUGCCCGACGUCGAACAUCCAGCAUCUGACACGUAGUUUUGAGAACAUUUUGACUUCAGUAAGAUUAUAUUUAAAGGUGCUUUCACCAUAGUGCUUUAAAAUGAAUUGAUGAUUAUCCAAUCAUUGCCUAGUUUGUUUUACUGGUUACUCAAAAUGACAAUCACAAGCUGUUUUUAUCUGUGAUACAUGACUUGUUCUUCGAUACCCUCUGCGUUUUUCUUCACAUGUUAAAGAGGGUAGUAAGGUGAGCAAAUGUCAACUAUUUUCCGUCGUCUUUUUAUUUGGACAUAAUUAUGUCAGGUAUUAAAUCUCAACUAACAUCGAUCAUUUAUCUAGGCAUUACUCAUAUUUUCAACAAUGGUUUAUGUGUUUAAUGUAAACAAAAAAAAUUAUUAAAUUUCCAGAUUUGAAUUUGGUAGACCAUGGUUUUCUGAUGUAACAUGCUUUUAAAAUUUCUGCUUCACCAGUGAUUGUGCUAAUUGAUACUAAUAUUGCAAUGAAUUUACUGUAAUAAUAAUAUUUUUAAAAAGUUUCAAAGUUUAAAAUUGAUAUCCGAAUAAAUUAGAUUCGUUACAACUGUAAAUGUUGGACAUUGAAGAGCAUACAAUAGUUAUGCAGAUAGCUGCUUUUGAAGAUUUACUUUAAAAAAAGCGUCCGGGUGGGUGAUAAUAUAAUCCAACUUGAAGAUUCACCAGCCAGAAAAUUUGAAGGUAAAUUUCACUUCUAUACUUUAAUGUAUUCUUACAUGUAUUUGCAUCAUCAUUGUCUGUUGUGCAAGAGUACUGGAAACGGUAUACAUCUAGUUUUUACGUCUCACGUCAUUAAAAUAGAUGCCAUAAACCAUUUAUACAUUUUUGUACUUCUCGUUAUUUUUACAUUUCACGAAUAGAUAUUUAGCAUUAUCACCUUAUCAGUCAACUUAUUUUAUUUUAACGAAAAUCAAAUUUGAUUAAAUUGUUUAUCUUUGUUGAUACAAUUUUUGAGAUGGAAUAUUAUAUAUUCUUAAUCUAGUAUUGAGAAGUUUACUAAAAUGACUUCCUAAUAGCAUUUGUGUUGUUAAAACUUGUAAGUAAAGUAUAUUUCAAAACCAUAACAGAUAAGAUAUAAACGUAGAAAUGAAAGGGACUUACAAGUUUCACUUUUAACAGUGUUUUAUUGCAUUAUUUUUGUAAUAUUUGUUAUCACUUGUUAAAAAUUCCAAUAUAUGUAUUUGUUACAUGUAAUUUACAAUACUCAUCAAUUGUUGAUUUUUUAUUUGCUCGAUUGCUAUGCUGUUCUACUGUUAAUAAAACAAAUAAUUAAUGUCUUACAUUUGGGAGAGGGGGAUCCGUGGGACCUCCAUAAUAAGGUAAUUAUUUUUUCAAUAUUAUACGGACACCUGACCUGACCUUUAGUAUUGCUUUUGCAUUUUCAUGUGAUAUACCUUCUUCUCUUUUUUCUAAUCAAUCGACCUUGACAGUCUUAAGAAUGCCGUCCUAGAACUACUUUACUUAUUAUAUUUAUAACAUUUGUCAUUGUUUCUUGUUUUUGUUAUUGUCAUGGUUACCUUGAAUAAAAUAUUUAUAUAUUC